Saccostrea cuccullata (small rock oyster) is the source of this 1526-nucleotide messenger RNA. RefSeq lists its product as uncharacterized. Lineage: Eukaryota; Metazoa; Mollusca; Bivalvia; Ostreida; Ostreidae. The record is from RefSeq and is a predicted model, not a curated record. The transcript has 10 exons. The annotation marks the transcript as partial.
AGACAAACUUUUGGCAGAAGCAAAGCAGGCUGUACAAAACAUCGUGAGACCAGCAUUUAAAGAAUUGGCUGAAUAUAUAGAAAAUGAUUAUUUGAAGCACACACGCUCUGAUGUAGCGGCCUCCUCCCUCCCUAAUGGUCAGGAGCUAUAUCAGGCAUGUCUGGAUUUUCAUCUUUCUCUAUCAAUGACCCCAAAGGAAGUGUUUAACAUAGGUCAGGAAGAGGUGGAGAGAAUCACGCAGGCAAUGAAAAAGAUCACCCAGGAGGAAGGCUAUGGAACAGAUAUAAGGAAGUUUAAAGAAGACAUUUCCAAAAGGGAUGAAUUCCACUUUAAAACUCCUGAAGAGCUGAUUGAUUAUGUACAGAAGACAUGUUUUGAGAAAAUUCAACCAAAGUUACCUCUUUUAUUUAAGGAAUUUCCAAAAUCUAAACUGAAGAUAGAGGCCACUCCGCCCCUUAUGGAUGGUGGAGCAUUGGCGUUCUACAUGAGUGGGUCCCCUGAUGGAACUAGGCCUGGUGUGUACUACAUUAGUACAUCUAACUUGCCUGGAAGUCCAAAAUAUGAACUACCAGCUUUGAGUUUACAUGAAGGAGAGCCUGGACAUCAUUUUCAAGGAAUGAUUGCUAUGGAAAUAAAGGAUAUCCAUAAAUUCAGAAGAGCUCAAGAGGAUCUGCACUAUUCUGUUGUCCCUUCCAGAUUUCCAAUGUAUACUGCACAUUUGGAAGGUUGGGGUCUGUAUUGUGAAUAUUUGGGAGAAGAACUCGGCUUGUAUGAGGAUAACUACACCUUGUUUGGGCGAUACUGUUUUGAGAUUUUGAGAGCUGUUCGUCUUGUUGUUGAUACAGGGAUUCAUGCCUUUGGUUGGACUUUUGAGGAGGCCCUGAAUUACAUGAAAGAGAAAAUCUUCAUGGAUGCCAAACAUUUGGAAAAGGAAUGUAAAAGAUAUGUUACAUUGCCAGGACAAGCAUGUGCCUAUAAAAUUGGUGAAAUAAAACUAAAGCAACUACGACAGAAAGCCAGUCUAGCAUUAGGAGAACGGUUUGACAUAAGAGACUUCCACUCUGUGGUCUUGAGAUGUGGGGCAGUGCCACUUAACUUUUUGGAGCAAAAAGUUGAUGAAUACAUCGAGGAAAUAAUGGCGACUUAACCAUCUAUAGAAAAUGGAUGUUUAAAAUAUGAUAAUCAGACGAAUUGUUUAGAAUCGUUUUCUUCUAAAAGCUCUAUUGCUUAUGCUACUUGUCUUUAUCCCACAUUUAAUAUUGACAUAUAAAUUAUAAAAAUUAUUAGGUUUGAUAUACAUGUAUGUGAAAAUUUGAGAAAAUAUGGUUUAAAACUCUUCAUUUGUGAAUUUCUGAAGAGAGGAACAAUUCCACAUGGUUUGAGUUACAUGUAGUAUAUCAAAUGUAGAUAAACAGGCAGAAUUAAUAAUUUAUAGUGAUUUGUCAUAGACAGGAAGUGAGAAACAAUAAAAUUCUAUGUUUACAUAAUCUGAAGAUUUUUUCUACCUUAGUAGAUAUUUGUUAUAU